GUUUACGCUAUAGUGGAUGAUGUAUUCAUAUCUACUACCGCUGUUAAGACGAGAUUAUCUCACUCACUUUUCAUGGCAUUCACUGUCUAACUACAAAGUAAACUGAACAUUGAUGUGGCGAGUUAAUUACUUCUCAAAAUACAGUAAAAAAUUGUUACGCAAAUGAGUUUUUGGGAUAAAAGUGAAAUUUCAGUGGUAAAAUAUGUUCAUUUGAAUACCUGAGAUCAUGAUAAGUUGAUUAGAACCAAUGAAAAAUUAAUGAAUUUGUUUUAUUCCGUAAAUAUUUUUCUGAUUGUAUUGUUUAAAAUUACUGAUCAAAGGAUUAUAAUAUAUAAAAAAUGUUGCUUUGUGGUUCUCAAAAAAUACAUUAAUGUAGAACACUAGAUACCGAAUGAAUUUAUAUUAACCGAGAAAUAUGCAUACAACACAAAAACGGUACUGUACUCAGAAUCAGCCGACAACAGUCACAAUUGAUUCUUCUGUUAAUGAAAUGGAAAAUGAAGACUGGAAUAGAUUUCUGGAAAAUGACUUUACUAAAUUUAUGGGGAUUACUUCACGGCAAAAUUAUCCAUUUAACGAUCAAUCUAUUAUAUAUAAUCCAAAUGAUACCAGUACUACUUCUAAUAUCAUUAAUAAUAACAACAUUCCUAUCACAUAUAAAAUGAAUGAUAAUAAUAAAAGUGGCAGUGUAAAUAAAAAUAUUUUGGGACACGUCAAGGAGUUGCGAGAAAAUUGUUCUAAUGACAGUAAUCUAGAAAUUACUCCCAAUUGUGAUUGCUCAGAUAAUGAUCUGUCAUGGACAAAGGAUGUUUUCAAUUCAAAGCAUUAUACCACUAGCUCUCUUGCUUUGACAAGUGGAUUUAUCAAUGACACAAAAAUACAAAAUAAUCAUCCAGUCAGUAAUGAAUUUAUUUCUGGUGAAGAUUAUCAACAAUCUAACUAUCUCUAUGAUCAACAUUUUAAUUCUACACCUGUACAAUUAUGUUCACAAACUGAUUAUUCUGUAGUGAGAACUGUGAAUUAUCCUUAUAUUAUUAAUAACGAACAUCCACAUUAUCUUAGUGAGUACAUUCAAUCAAGUGACACAGAGUAUUCAAAUUAUCAUAAUAAUCUUCAUAUAGAUUUAAGAUCAAAUGUCUCUGAUUUUACUGAUAUUAGUAUUGCUAGUGAUCCAGAUUAUCAGAACCAAAGCAAAUCAAAAGCAAAGUCAUCAUUCAUGUUUUUAAAUGAUCACUUAUGUGCACCACAAGCACCAACCAUAGAAAAUUUAAAGUCAUGCAAUCCUUUAAGCCAGGAAGAUUCCUUUGAGAAUGGAUGGCUUGAUGGUCAAAACAGAACACAUUAUUGUGCUAACUGGUCAGUCGAUUGGACAAAUAAUACUGAGUCAAAUAGUCGACCAAACUAUCACUCAUGUAAUUCAAAGCAUAUUCCUAUAAACUUUGACAGUUUCCGAUGUCUAGGCGCCACUUCUUAUUUCGAUGCUAGAAGUUCGAAUUGUAAAAAAGACUGUCUAGUUACAAAGAAUAGUGAAUCGGUUGACCAUCCACAUAAAGGAGCGCCAAACAUAUCUAGUAAUCACCAGUUUGAUUCAGGACCCAAACUGUGUAACGAAUUUGAUAGUUCCUUAUCUCCACAAACAGAGUCAACGAAGCUAUGCAAUGUUACUUCUAAUACCGGUUCAGAGGUACCCAUUCCUAACGCUUUCAACUUGUCGAGUGGUGCAUACUUUUGGCUAUAUAACUCCCAGUGCAAAGGUCCAAAGGCCUCUCCAUUAAUAAGCUUGACAAACACAAUGAUUUUGAAUAAUUCAGCUGAAGAUGAUCAAUCAAGUUUGACAGAAAAUUGCACUUCAAGUGUCUAUCAAGAUGAUUUCGUGUCUUCUAGUGCUUCUUCUCGUGUUAUUAAUCCAGUAAUACAUUAUCCUAUAUCCCCAUUAUCCUUGCCAGGAUAUCCAUUUGUCGUUUUUGAAGAUCCUGUUCAAAGAAGAUAUGAUUUAGUUCAUUGCUCGAAAUUGCGUCGAGGUGACGGUAAUGAUGUGACUCCAAAUUUAAUGCGUUUGCGUUCUAUGGGGGAAGAACUUGCUCAUUUGAAUAGAAAUAUCACAGCUCAAGGUGAGUUGAUCGCUACAGGUGCAAGUUCGGUGCUUGAUCAGCCAGAUAUGAAUUUGGAUUUUAAGGUGAUUCAGGAUCUUUCUGGGCGUAUCUUCAAUUCCAAAAUAGUUGAACAGGCAAAACGCGAAAAAAACAAGUUGGCUAGCAAAAUUUGUCGUCUUAAAAAGAAAGCGUUUCACGAAGCUAAUAAAAUUAAAUAUCUUGGAUUGGAGAUUGAGUACAAUGAAUUGGCUUCAGUUAUAGUAAAAAUAAAAGAAUUGAUUACAAAAGCUCUAAAAAAUAAUUUACCAUCAGAAAAUUUACGUUAUGAAUUAGCGAAUCAGCAACACUUUUAUAUGUCUGAAAAUCAAUUGAAUAAGGUAGACUUAUCAUCAACAUCAUCAAGUCACGCUGGAUCGAUAGCAUUGACACAAUCUACCGUAAAACUUUUUCCAAAUAUUUCGGGAUCAGUGUUUAAACAAGCUUUAGUAUUCUAUGAAACAACACAUGUUACCCGGACAGCUGAAAGAAUGGAUAUAUUAGUCGAUGAAGUCAUUCAAAAUUAUUCAUUCUCCUGUUCUUUAUCUUCUGGUAGAACUGACUCAUUUGAACGUGAUAGUCAAUCUUUUACAUCAAAUAGAAAAUACUAUACUCCUUUACUGCAAGCAUUGACAAAUGCAAACAUGUAUUACAACAAUCACGAUGAGGAUAAGUCAUCGGAUACUAAAAAUUCAAAUGUUUUGUUUCACGAAACACCAGAAAUGAACAAAGCAAACGAUAUUCGACAAGAUACACAACAACAAUGUCCAUCAACAUCUAAAUUAAAUUAUCCAAGACCACCACCAGAAUUUAAACUAAUUUAUGAAUGAAAAAAUCAUUGGCAUCAAUGAAACUAUUAAUUAACGAAGUAAUUCUCAUUCGUUCCCUUCUAUCUUCACAACUAAAUUUGUUUAAUAAGUAAAACUUAUACCUUGAACUAACUAAACUGAAGUGUUUUGUCACUUUUUUAUUCUUAAAUAAAUAGUCGUUUUAUUGUAUGGAGGUAUAACUAAACACUGAUAAAAAAACUGUGAUAAUGUGUUUUUGUUUUGAAUAUAAUAGAUAAUCUAUUGUUCAUUCCAUGCAUACCUAUUCCAUUCUAUGUUUAUAUUUCAUUUUAUACUGUUGUUCUGAAAUACUCAUCUUUCUAUAUCAUUUCACCAUGUUAUCAUUCUAUACUUUGUAUGCUUAUUCAGCAUACAUAUAAGCAUUCAUACAUUAUACCAAAUGUUAAUAUUUUCAUUUGAAAACCAUCAUACUACUAACAAUAAUUAUGUAAUAAACGAUGUUAACAAGAUUUAUAAAUUUAUUAUUAUUAUUUUAAACAAUUUAUUUCACCUUUCAUAAUCAUUAUUCUUUUUCUCAUUUACAAAUUAUCAAUGUUAAUAUAUUUAUCUCCCCCUUUUAUAAAGAAACAAAAAAAACACAACAGAAACUACUUGAUUCAUUUCAUGUCUUUGUGUGCAUAAUAGUAAGAAGUGUAUCUUGAUAAUAAAUAAUAUUAUUAGUUGUAGC
Messenger RNA from Schistosoma curassoni, 3644 nucleotides. The record is from the annotation of a GenBank genome assembly. Lineage: Eukaryota; Metazoa; Platyhelminthes; Trematoda; Strigeidida; Schistosomatidae.